GUUUGCCGUCGGAUCGAUCAGUUUGACUUUUCGAUUUGUCUCUUGUCUGUUUUGGAAAGUGCACAUUUUCUAGCUACUUUUCCAAAUUAACUCAUUUCAAUUUUUAUCCUCGUGAGCUCUUAGAAAGAAACCAAAUAGAACAAAAUGGCUGAUGAUGAGGCUAAGAAGGCUAAACAAGCCGAAAUCGAGCGCAAACGUGCCGAAGUACGUAAGCGUAUGGAAGAAGCCUCCAAGGCAAAGAAGGCCAAGAAGGGUUUCAUGACUCCAGAGAGAAAAAAGAAGCUUCGAUUGUUGUUGCGUAAAAAAGCCGCUGAGGAAUUGAAGAAGGAACAAGAACGCAAGGCAGCUGAACGUAGACGUAUUAUUGAGGAGAGAUGUGGCAGACCAAAGAACGUUGAUGACGCCAGUGAAGACCAAUUGAAGGCUAUUUGUAAGCAAUAUUACGACCGAAUGUAUUUGUGUGAGGGCCAAAAAUGGGAUUUGGAAUAUGAAGUCCGGAAGAGAGAUUGGGAGAUCUCCGACCUCAAUGCCCAAGUCAACGACCUCCGCGGUAAAUUCGUCAAGCCUACCUUGAAGAAGGUCUCCAAAUACGAAAACAAAUUCGCCAAGUUACAAAAGAAGGCCGCCGAAUUCAACUUCCGUAACCAACUUAAGGUUGUCAAGAAGAAGGAAUUCACCUUGGAAGAAGAAGAUAAGGAGACAGCCCCAAAGCAGAAAAAACCUGACUGGUCCAAGGGCAAACCCGGAGACGCCAAGGAAGGAGAAGAAGCUGCUGCCUAAGGAUGACAUCUAACGGAAAAUUGGCUGAAUCACAACUUUUACUCCUGUUUUUCUUUAUUCAAACACACAACGUACUAUACAACCUACUUUUCAUAAAACUAAUGAAAUAAACACAAAACGUAUCUCUAUUAUACUUAUUGUUAUUAUACUUUUUUUUUAUAUAUAUGAAAAAAUAACGAAGACAAUCAACAAAAAAGUGUGUGCUGUAUUCGAAUCAAAUAACAACAACAAAGAAAAAAGAAACGAAUAAAUGUUGAUCCUUCUUUUAUUUUUUAUUAUUAAUAGAAAUACAAUCAAUGAGAUUUUCCAGUGUAUCGAUAUAAUUUUGAUGUAAGGUGCUUUUUUUCGCAAGGAACACGAAAAACAAACAUUAAUAAUAUUAUUUUACCCGCGUUAAAACAUAUUUCAUAACAUUAAUAAUAAAUAAGAGAAUAAUUUAUUUAUUUGUGCAAUGAUAACUUUUUUUUUACACUAACCAACAUUUUUUUGAAAAGUUAAAAAAGGCGCUGCUGUAGCUCGUGUCGCGUGCUGAAACAGACAGAAAUGAACAACAACAACAAGCAAAACAGAAACAAACAAAAAAAAAGUUUUUUUUUAUGUAUACAAAAAUAUAUAUAAAGGGAUUAAAAUUAUUUUAUUGUACAAUACUAAACUCUAAGCAAUGUGUACUCUCUACUACUCGCUAUGUAUAGAAAUUAAAUGAAUCUGAUGUUGAAAUAAAGCGAAAAUGUUUGGAAAAGAUGGGAA
Messenger RNA from Culicoides brevitarsis, 1527 nucleotides. It is a transcript of the gene wupA, whose product is annotated as troponin I. Gene Ontology annotation, cellular component: troponin complex. NCBI's taxonomy places the organism in Eukaryota, Metazoa, Arthropoda, Insecta, Diptera, Ceratopogonidae. The transcript is spliced from 9 exons. Gene Ontology annotation, biological process: muscle contraction. The coding region runs from base 145 to 780 and encodes 211 amino acids. The record is from RefSeq and is a predicted model, not a curated record.